CUAGGUCCCUUCAUGAAUAACACAACAGUGUCACUGCCAGCAUCUGAGGAAGCUCUUGUUAGAUCCAGUCACAACCAUCUUGGCAAACAUUUCACCUUCAAACCAGACGUGGACUGUCCUCGAUAUCAGUCAGUGAUAGCCAAAGCAAUGAUGCCUCCUGAUAGACCACAAACCAAAGAAGCAGAGCCAAAGAAACAAAAAAUACUGCAUCUUCCAACAGACAACUUGAACAAAGCUUUGAGCAGCCUUGGUCUUUCUCUUGAGGAUCUAGAAUUACUCAGUCAUUGCCCAGACAACCAGUUAACAACAGAGAAUCUCCCCUUCAUUAUACAAAACAUUCAGCAGCGCAAAGGAACAAAGAAUGUUAAAUAUGGCCAUGCUACAUGGAACUCAUCUGAUCAAGUGGAAUCAUCCAGAGAGUCACCAUACGCUCACGGGGAACAGAGGAAUCAAAAGAUUAUUAAUGGUGCAUGGCAAGAAUCCCAUUCCCAUAGAUCCCUCAGCCCUGAAAGAUCCCGCCCAUCUGAACUCAUUCAUGAGCACUUCUCAACCCAGUCUAAAACACUGAAAAGAAUAAGACAUGCAUCAGGAAGAGGCUCAAAUUCCUUCCUAAAGAGGCUGCAACAUGGGCUUGCUGAGGUCACCAAGUGGAGGCCUGGUUCAGUCUAUGUUCCCCCUCGCUCAAAAAAAUAUCUACCACUUACAAUGGCUUGA
Cyprinus carpio (common carp) is the source of this 714-nucleotide messenger RNA. RefSeq lists its product as uncharacterized. The record is from RefSeq and is a predicted model, not a curated record. The transcript is spliced from 3 exons. NCBI's taxonomy places the organism in Eukaryota, Metazoa, Chordata, Actinopteri, Cypriniformes, Cyprinidae. The coding region runs from base 13 to 714 and encodes 233 amino acids. Gene Ontology annotation, molecular function: nucleic acid binding.